Messenger RNA from Tetranychus urticae (two-spotted spider mite), 2465 nucleotides. Lineage: Eukaryota; Metazoa; Arthropoda; Arachnida; Trombidiformes; Tetranychidae. The record is from RefSeq and is a predicted model, not a curated record.
UCCCUAUACUUUUUUCCAGAAUAAGUCGGGUGCUUUUAUCAAAAUUGAUCUUUAAGACCGUGGUAAACAAAGCUUUGAUUAGAUUUAACAGUAUAAAACACUGAAAUGAUAAUCAUUUAAUGAUUAUCAUAAUCCUUGGUUACCAUGGCUGAAAAUGUAAACAAACAUAACAUUUUGCAAGUUACCAUGUGAUUUAAUAGCAACACAAAAUUUGAAAUCUAAGAGUUUAUUUUCUUAAUUUUAUUUUAAUCUAUUAUUUUAUUCUCUGUUAGAUUACAAGAAAUUGAAAGUUUUGUCAUCGUUCUCUCAAAUUCACUGUCCUCCUAUUUAAAGUCCAAAAGUUCAUUGAUGUCCAAUAUCAGUGUUAUCAAUCUGGUGAAAAAAUUUAAGACACAUUUAAACAAAUUCAAAGUACUGUUUAGCCCGGUAAACAUGGUCUCUGUAAACGAGUCUCUUCUUAAACCUCCACCAUGUGUUGCAAAUAUGACAAAAUUGGAUCAGAGUCUUUUCCGUAAAUCAGUUAAUGUGCCGUAUAUCGUGGUUGAGGACAAAUUUAUUCAAGAAAUCUCAAAACAUCUGAAAUCUCAAUAUUUAACUGUGAAAGGAAUUGAUACCAUCCAGCCGGUGGACUCUGACAAUCCAAGUGAAGCUCAAGAACCCAGUUCAACUUUGAAAAAGAAGAUAAUUUUACUCAAUCCAGAUCUUGUUAAAUCACCAAAUGAUUUAGAUGAUAGAGUUAAGAAGGCGCUCAUUCAAAAAUAUGACAAGAUACAGUUGUUUGACAAAAGUAUCGAGCUAAAUUUCCACAAUUACAAUGCUCAUGAUAUAAUGGAUGCAGUGUUUCCUGAGGAAGAAAAAAGGGUCAAAUCUUGGUCCAUCAUUGGUCAUAUUUUGCAUGUUAAUUUAAGAGAUGAAAAGCUAUCCCAUAAAGAACUAAUCGGACAAAUUCUUCUCGCGACAAAUCCUUCCAUUCAUAUGGUAAUCAACAAAGCGGAGAUCAUAGACACAAAAUUUAGGAAUUUUUCCCAUGAAGUUUUAGCCAAAACACCAGAAGCUGAUAAACUUGGUACUAUUGUCACAGUUCAUUCAAAUAAUUGUACCUUUAAAUUUGAUUUCGCCAAGGUUUAUUGGAAUCCUCGGUUAAGCACUGAACAUGGUCGAUUCUUGAGUCGUUUAGACAAAAAUCGUGAUGUAGUUUAUGAUUUAUUUGCUGGGAUUGGACCCUUUGCCAUUCCAGCUGCCAAAAAGAAGUGUCGAGUUUUGGCUAAUGAUCUGAACCCUGACGCCUUUUUCUGGUUGCAAGCAAAUUCAAAAUCAAACAAGGUUGAUCAGUAUUUGACUGCUUAUAACUUGGAUGCACGUCAUUUUGUCCAAUCAGUUGUAAAAAAUGAUUUAAUUUCUUCAUGGACUUCGCCAGAGGUAACAGAAUAUAUUAUUAAACCAACUUAUCACGUACUCAUGAACUUACCUGGAAUGGCCAUCGAGUUUUUAGAUGCAUUUGUUGGUCUUUUAGCUGAAAAGGCACAGGAUGAAACGUUCCGACCAUUAGUUAUAUCUCCUUUGAUACAUUGUUACACUUUCUUAAAACGAGAUCUUAACCCUGUCGAAGCAAUCGUCGCAUUGGCCGAGGAAAAGAUACAAUCUAAAUUGCCCGAUGACUAUGAAUUAAAGUUGGUCCGAACUGUGGCUCCAUUCAAAGACAUGUACCGAAUCACAUUCAAAUUACCUAAUGACGUUCUUUUCGAUACAAGAGUGAACAAAAAACAGAAAACAUGUUGAUUUUUGCUGUUUAUUUAACUUUAUUAAUUUUAUAACAUCUCAUUAGAGAGCAAAGCUUAUUAAAAGUUCUGUUUUAUGAACCACUGUAAAGACCAAGAAAUCCGCGGGAAAAAUAUCAUUAAGGUAACUGAAGGAGUUAGAGUAAACCAAUAUUAAGUUGAACUGAUACUCGUUGGUAUCAACACAAUUUUAUUUGGUGAAGCAAGUUUCAGAGUCGGAGCUCCAAAAGGGAUAUCAAAAGGGUUUCUAUUUGUUGUCAUCAGUUUUUUGGUCAACUUGUACUCCAAAUACGUUAAGGUGGUCUGUCAAUCCAUUUCCAGUUAAAGCACCUGUCAAUCCUCCUCCAUUAAGUGGAGUCUUGGAUGGUUCAACUGAUUGAUAUCCGCCGACAUUUACAUCACCAAGAACCGAACCAUGAGUUAUGGUAAAACAAGCCAAAAGAAGAGUCGAAAAUACUAAAGCGUUCAUUUUGCUGUCGUUGGUUAACUAUUUUCAAUUUUUUUUAAAUUUGGUUAACUCUGAUGGAUACAGUAGUUGAAAUGGUUGUGAAUUUGUUCUCUUUAGAAGUUCGCUUUUUAUACACUUACCUUGUUUACCUAAUUUUUACGCUGAUAUAGUAAUAUAGGAUCUAAUUUGACAAACUAAUUAAAAGAUAGCAAAUCUGGUUAAUUUUUAAUUGAACCAAA